Molecule: messenger RNA, 3234 nt
Organism: Neogale vison (American mink)
Lineage: Eukaryota; Metazoa; Chordata; Mammalia; Carnivora; Mustelidae
Gene: ZNF19
Product: zinc finger protein 19
Exons: 9
Coding region: 715-2091 (458 amino acids)
Biological process (GO): regulation of DNA-templated transcription
Source: RefSeq, a predicted model, not a curated record
CGACGGCUUCGCUAUGGAGGAGAGCGGGGCGGUUUGCGGGCUGUCCGCCCCUUCCCGCCGCGCUCCUUCACUCGCUGCGGCGGCCACUUCAGGAAAUGGGGGCCGAGGCUGUGGGCCGCCGGUGGAAGCCCCUGCCCUUCACUGAGAGGGAGCCAAGGUGAUGGCAGCCAUGCCCCUGAAUGCCUGGCACCAGCAUACCCAGUUUGCAGACUUGCCCUGAUCUCACUUCUGGAAGGAGGGGAUUUGCCUUGGGGUCUGGAGACACAGGAUGAUCCCCCUGCAGAGGGUACCAGUGAUGUCUCUAAAGUGUUGGGUUCAGGUGAUGAGGCCCAUCUAAUCAGGCGCUGAACCUACCAGGAAGCAACAUUUCAUUCUGCCGGACUCGGGUGUUAGCUCUGAUCCAUCAUGAAGGGUGAGAAGAGGCUAGCCCUGCAUAUAAGAGAGAAAUGCAGAGAACCAGAUCUACCUCUGGGUGUUUCAGUGACAUGAAUCAACAAAUUUCAGGUUUUUGCUUAGGUCUCCGAGGACCGCUGGUUAAGAAGCCCCCGCCCCCCGGGGCCCGAAGCCUGGGGACCACCGAGCGGCGCGCUCCGACGUCCUAGAGAGGAGCUCGUGAGUCUCGGGCGACGGGGCCCGGCGGUGACGCGCUUCCGGUCACGCUGCACACUGCGCCUUUUCUGAGCCCCUGCCCUUCACCGAGAGGGAGCCAAGGUGAUGGCAGCCAUGCCCCUGAACGCCUGGCACCAGGAGUUGGUGACCUUUAAGGAUGUGGCUGUCUACUUCACCCGGACAGAAUGGGCUGGUCUUUCUCCCACACAGAAGGCCCUAUACAGAAGCGUGAUGCUGGAGAAUUAUGGGAACUUGACAUCCCUGGGAUACCCAGUGCCCAAACCUAUCCUGAUCUCACUUCUGGAGGGAGAGAAUUUGCCUUGGGGCUUGGAGGCACAGGAGAACCCAUCUGCAGAGGGGACCAAAGACAUCUGUAAAGAUACUGAGACCAGCAUUGGCAAUGAGUCCACAUCAACACAGGGACUUUCUGAAGAAAGAGAUGUGAUAUUGUCACAUGGGUUGCGGAAGAGUGCUGUUCAGGGAGCCAACGUUCUAGAAGCCUGUGAACUGGAAAAGCACCAGGAAAUCCCCACAGUGAAAAACAUUAAAGGAAAGGUUCCGAGAAUGCACUGUGCAAGGAAACCCUUCAGCUGUGAGGAGUGUGGGAAAUGCUUCAGUUAUUUUUCGUAUUAUGUGCGACACCAGAGAAUCCACACUGGGGAGAAACCCUUUGAGUGUAAUGAGUGUGGAAAAGCCUUUAAUGGCAAUUCUUCAUUAAUUCGGCACCAGAGAAUCCACACUGGAGAGAAACCCUAUCAGUGUGAAGAGUGUGGGCGAGCCUUUAAUGAUAACGCCAAUCUGAUCAGGCAUCAGAGAAUCCACAGUGGGGACCGGCCCUAUCUCUGUGGAGAGUGUGGAAACAGUUUUACCAGCAGUUCCGAGUUUGUUAUACAUCAAAGAAUCCACACUGGGGAGAGACCUUAUGAGUGUAAUGAGUGUGGAAAAGCUUUUGUUGGUAAUUCACCACUACUUCGACAUCAGAAAAUCCACAGCGGAGAGAAACCCUAUGAAUGUAAUGAGUGCGGCAAGAGCUUUGGAAGGACGUCCCAUCUUAGCCAACAUCAGCGUAUUCACACGGGGGAAAAGCCUUAUUCUUGUAAAAUUUGUGGGCAGGCCUUCAAUUUUCAUACAAAAUUAACUCGGCACCAGAGAGUCCACAGUGAAGAGAAACCCUUUGACUGUGUAGAUUGUGGAAAAGCCUUUAGUGCUCAGGAACAAUUAAAAAGGCAUCUGAGGAUCCAUAUUCAGGAGGCCUCCUAUUUAUGUGAUGCGUGUGGGAAAGUCUUUACUGGCAAAAGAAAUCUUCUUCAGCAUCAAAGAAGCCAUACUGCAGAGAAAACCUAUGAGUGUGUCAAGUACGGAAAAACCUUUAGGACUUCUUCCAAGCUAGGUCAUCAUGAGCGUGUCCACCCUGGAGACAAACCUGUCCUGGACAUUUGUCAUUUUGGCCUUCCAGAGUUUUUCACCCCCUUUUACUGGUAGUAGAUUACUGAAUUUGCCUUUGGCUUUUUUGUCUUCCACUCAGGAGCAGGAUGUGUGACACAGGCCCGGUUCAGUUGCACAUUCCUUUCCCUCGGCCAUGGCUGGUGGUUCAGAUGUCAGUAGUUUGCCCAGCGUGGUCCAGUCACAGCUGCAGGACUUGGCAGGAGUUACUAGGAAGAAAUACUCUUCUUUUACCCCCCUAGUCUUAAAGCUGAGAGGAGCUCUUAGAUUCUUGUGGAGGCUGAGGAGAACGUCAACGCAGCAAAAGAGAAAUCAGAGUUGAAGAGCAGUCACCCUCAAAGCUUCUGUUUGAACAACUACAUUAAACUAUAUUUGAAGCCAGAAAUACAGCCUGGCUUUUGAGUUCCAGUAACCAGUACAAUUUAACUCUGUUUUUGUUUCGUUGUCUUUUUGUUCAAGCAAGGUUAGGGUAGGUUUUCUUCCCUUGCAAAAGAGCCACUGUAACAAAAAUCUUCAGGAAUAAUAAACCUGGUGGGGAAAUGUUUUUAUGUGUAUAAUGUGUGGGAAAGUCUUUAGCUGUAGUCCCAGCAGUCCCUGUGGACUGCUGAGGACCCUGGGAUCAUGACCUGAGCCGAAGGCAGAUGAUGCUCAACUGACUGAGCCACCCAGGUGCCCCGGGGGGAGGCGGAUUAUUUUGAGGGCAGAUCAUGUAAAAGUCACUUAGAAUAAAACUGGUGAGAGUAACAGGCUCUGGGACUUAGUUUCACAUGUUGCCACGUCAGCCAUAGCUGCCCUUCAAUAAAUGAUGUCACAGCAGUGAUCUGCUUGUGACACAUUCUGUGCCAGGCACUUUUCCUAAAUCACUGCAUAUACUUAAACAAUUGUAUGAAGUAGUUGUUGUCAUUAGCUCCAUGUUACAGUUGAGGCAAAGAUUAAUUUGGCGACCCAAGGACACAGUAGCAGAGCAGGGGUUCAAAUACAGGCAGCCAGAUUUCAGAACCCACCAGUGUCCUGGCCAUUCCAGUAUUGCCUUGUUGAGAUCAGAGGGAAGGUCAGUAACAGUAGAGGGAUUGUUGGAGGAGACUGGUAAGUUCCUUAGAGGUGGAGGAGAACAUCAAGAACAAAUCAAGGAGUUCUGUGAAGUGUGUAAACCUGGCGAUUCACAGACCUGUACCCCUGGGG